Messenger RNA from Pieris napi, 3759 nucleotides. It is a transcript of the gene Sox102F, whose product is annotated as transcription factor Sox-5. The coding region runs from base 267 to 1850 and encodes 527 amino acids. Gene Ontology annotation, cellular component: nucleus. The record is from RefSeq and is a predicted model, not a curated record. The transcript is spliced from 7 exons. Gene Ontology annotation, molecular function: RNA polymerase II cis-regulatory region sequence-specific DNA binding; DNA-binding transcription factor activity, RNA polymerase II-specific. Lineage: Eukaryota; Metazoa; Arthropoda; Insecta; Lepidoptera; Pieridae. Gene Ontology annotation, biological process: regulation of transcription by RNA polymerase II; cell fate commitment.
CGAUCUGUGCAUUGUGUGCCGCGACCGCGCGAUACCAACACGUAUAUUGCGCUGCGAUAUAAAUUACGAUCGCGCAAGAACUACGUACCGGACCGCGUUGUUUAAUUUGUGUGUGUUUGUUUUGGAACUGUGUAAAAUGCCAAAGAGUUGUGUUAGGAUUUUUACGUGAUAUUUUUGUUGUUUUAAUUUUUACGGAUAUUAUUCGAUUUAUCGUUUUUCAAUGUCUUCGGAGAUGAGAGGAACAAUGAUCGCUCAAUUGAAGAAACAUGUCAUCUAAACGAAAGUCGCCACCGUCGAAAUUGCAAGAAGGUGCUGUCGACGCUAGCAAGGCGGAGCCCGGUCCCGCAAAUCUGGACUUCUCUGAUCACCAAGACACGGACGACGAACAUCCAACAUACUACAAGUUCUCCCCGAGCUCCUCACCACGUACUUCUAUCAGCGAAGAGGAAACACCCACUUACGAAGACGAAAACCCUAGUAAGAAACAACGAUUCGAAACCGACAUGACAAAUAACCUUCUAGUCCCUUCUUCAUUCUUAAGUCUGCACCAAGUCAACGAUCUUCAAGCGAGAAGACGAGGCUCCUCAGAAUGCAGUAGCCCCGGCGCGGAGGCGAAAGUUAUAGGUCUAUGUAAUAAUAACAAUUCAUUGCUGAAUCACAAUAGUGCGUUGUCACUGGCUGCACCGCAUAAGCGGUCGAUGGAUGAUGUUUUAAAGAGAUUAACGUCGAAAAUGAAUAAUAGCACGAUUAAAGAGGAGAAGAGGCCUACGCCGUCGACUACGCCCAUUAAACAGAACAAUGACCGAAGAGGCGUCCUAGACGCAGCGGCUAUUCAGGCCUUGGCUGGAGAAAGUGUGCUGGAAAAGGAAAGACAGCUGUCAGAGAUGAUUCUUCAGCUACAGAUGGUGCGAGAACAGUUGCUGGCACAGCAAGAGCAUUCAAAGAACGUGGGCAACGUAUCUGCUGAGAUGGAGUUGCAGAGGCUGCAGCAAGAACACCUUCGUCGUCAAGAGAUGGUGCGGCGGGGACACCUAUACCCUGCGCCCCCACUGGGGCUAUUACCGCUGUUAGAGCAAAUGAGACCGCAACAGCCCCACUCCAACGUUGUCCCAUCCAACCCCUGGCCGACCCAAAUGCCCCAGAUGAGGUCGUCUCCCCCUCCAGACCCCGAUGCACCCCUGAACCUGAGCAAGCAGCGUUCUCCCUCUCCAGGGCCCAUGAUGAUGCCCCGAUUUAUGCCAUACCCUCCCAUGGAUGAGUCAUCGUAUAUGAAGAAGGACGACGAAUACAAUUCCGCUUGCAAUACAUCUUCAUGGGGCCAAACACCUCCAGAAGAAGCAGAGAAGGCGAAGUUGAUCCGGCAACCGAAACGCGACGAAGCCGGGAAACCUCACAUCAAGCGGCCUAUGAACGCUUUCAUGGUUUGGGCGAAAGAUGAGCGCCGUAAGAUUCUUAAAGCUUGUCCAGAUAUGCACAACUCGAAUAUAUCGAAGAUACUCGGCGCCAGGUGGAAAGCUAUGUCUAAUGCUGAGAAACAGCCCUAUUAUGAAGAGCAGUCGAGACUGUCAAAACAACAUAUGGAAAAACACCCUGAUUACAGGUACCGACCCCGACCAAAACGAACUUGCAUCGUCGACGGCAAGAAAAUGAGAAUAUCCGAAUAUAAGAAUCUAAUGCGUACGCGCCGACAGGAGAUGAGGCAGCUGUGGUGUCGGGACGGUGGGAGUGAGCUGGGCUUCUUGCCCUCUCUCUCAUCCCCGGGGCCCUCGAACACGUCGCCACCCCCCAACGGUGGUAACUACAUGAACCCCGGUUUCUCCCCCCCACUUUCACCUAGAGAGGAAGAUUGAGGUACGGCGCGCGGCUGGCCCUACCCGCACGCCGCGCCCCUCUCCAUGCCCCCUCCUCAUCCCUGGUAAAGCUUCAUCGGCGACGUUGACAGCUACGUCAACUGUCAACUGUCAGUGCAUCGUUAGAAGCCAGUGUUGCAACGCGAUCUCUCUUGUCACGAGAUUAUUCCAUUAGUGAGCUAAGCGAGGACUUGAUGAACUCUGUGUGAGGCAAAGAUGUGCCAAACGAAACCACUUAUUUAGAAAAAAAUGUACAUAAAAUUAAACUUUUCUCUUGUAAAUAAUUUUGCUUGUAGAUAUUACUUACUGUAGUAUUGUUUGAAGGAAUAGUUUAAUCAGGCUUAUCUUAGCGUCAGUAUGUUGCCAUGUGUAUAAAACCCUUAGUUAUACAUAUAGAAGUUAGACUUAGAAAUGUAUCAAACCAAAAAUUUAAAGCGGUAUGCUUGAAAAUUUAAGUGUUUUGAACACGUAUUUUUGAGACCAGUGAGAGCAAUGGAUCAUAAUAAAAACAUAAUACUCAUAUACCUUAGAAUAGCUCUCUACAUAUGCCUAAUUUAAUGUAAUAGGUAGGAAUUAUAUUCAGUAGUUUUGUCUCGUAUACAUUUGUAUUAAAAUGAAAAUUAAACUAAUUUGUAACUAAGUAGCAAAUUUUGGAACUGUUCUCAUCAUUUUCACUUUUAAUAAAUUGGCUUAUUUCGCCCACAAAAUCCAGUUAUAUAGUUUCACUACCAGUGUUUAACACAAACGGUGGUCAAUUCGAACCUGUCAAUUUGUAUGAAGAAAGUUUGCCCACCGACGACGGGGGAACAAAUUUAUACCAAUAAAAGAUAUUUGUCAGAAAAAAGCUAAAUUGAUAUAAAUGCUUUGGAGUCACUGGAUUAGGAGUUUAUGUGAGACUAUGACAAAACUUACCUAUCGUUUUUGGACUGUUGAGGUAAUUAAAAGAUAAUACUGUCUGUGGAGACAUUGAUUGCGAUUUAAGCGACAAAAGCGCUACAAUAAUGCCCGUUCGCAGCAACUUCAAUACAGUGAGACACCUAUAGCAAAAGAAAUCGCUUUAUCGAAUCGUGCAAUUUAAUAGUUUUAAGUAGUAUUAAGCUGUAAUGCAUAAUAUCUACAUAUUUAAUAAAUAGUAACAUUGUAUAGACUUGUAGUCAGUAUAUUGCCAUUUCUGAAUUCUGUUAUUUAAUUUUUUAAUUAAUAGUUUUGUAUGGUGGUAUGAAUCUUGGGUGUUGCCAUUGAGGCAAGAAUGUAUUGCAUCGUUCUUGUCUCAACGCCGUGAUAGCCUUGGUCUCAUGGUACUUCAUUAUAUGCCAGUAAAAUUAUUCGAAUUGUGUUAAGUGUUAGCGUAAGAUAAGUAAAUUAUUGUGUAUGUGUCUUACUGUUUUAUCUUAGUGUAGUGUGUAUUAUUCUUAGUAAAUGUGUAAGAAUUAGCAGUGCCGUUAAAUUAUUUAUUUUUAUGUUGGAAUUCAUUGUAUUGUAAAUAAUUACUUUGUUUUCUAUUGGACAGUGCUUAACUUGUUAAUCAACUUUGGUAGGUUGAUAAAAGAAUAUCACAAAAAAUAGUUUUGUGUAUAAGCUGUGGUCGAUUUAACAUUGUCUAUUUUUCGAUGCCUGUCAAGUAGAGCACAGAGUACUAAUUGAAAUAAUGCGAUAUUUUUGUCAAUUUUCAACCAGAUAACUUUAAUUCUGGUCUAUUUAUUAUUGCCAUUUCUAUCUACUUAACCUAUGUACUUACGUGUCUUGUUAUUUUAUGUUGUCUAAAUUAUUUCUAUGAGAUUUUGUUAUCACUAAAUCGUAUUAUAGGUAGUACGUAGGUACCUUAUACCUAGUAGGUAUAAACCAGGACACAUUAUUCAAGAAUUGUGCCAAAACCCAAAAGUUUAAUAAAAAGUAAAUAUUAAAAUGA